This is a messenger RNA of Lithohypha guttulata, 666 nucleotides long. RefSeq names its product 60S ribosomal protein L13 (gene rpl13). The transcript is spliced from 3 exons. Bases 1 to 666 code for a protein of 221 amino acids. Gene Ontology annotation, cellular component: ribosome; cytosolic large ribosomal subunit. The record is from RefSeq and is a predicted model, not a curated record. Gene Ontology annotation, biological process: translation. Gene Ontology annotation, molecular function: RNA binding; structural constituent of ribosome. NCBI's taxonomy places the organism in Eukaryota, Fungi, Ascomycota, Eurotiomycetes, Chaetothyriales, Trichomeriaceae.
AUGGCCAUCAAGCACAAUAACGCCGUUCCCAACAACCACUUCCACAAGGACUGGCAGCGAAGAGUCCGAGUGCACUUUGACCAGCCAGGCCGAAAACACCGAAGACGAGUCGCCAGACUUGAGAAGGCCGCAAAGGUCGCUCCUCGACCCGUCGAUCGACUGAGACCUGUUGUUCAGUGCCCCACAAUCAAGUACAACCGAAAAGCGAGAGCCGGACGAGGUUUCACACUGUUGGAAUUGAAGGAAGCCAAGAUUCCCCGCAAACUCGCUUCAACAAUCGGCAUCUCCGUCGACCCCCGCCGCACCAACCACUCCGAAGAAUCCCUCAAAGCCAACGUCGCCCGCCUCAAAGCCUACCAAGCCCGCCUCAUCCUCUUCCCCCGCGAAUCCGGUCAGCACAAGAAACUGGACGCCUCCGAAGAGCAGACCAAGGGCGUCAGCGACGGUUCCUCAAAGACCAUCUCCAAGAUUGCUGGUGCUUUCGCCGUGGACAGUGGUCUGGGUCAGGCACAUGGUAUCUCCGAGGUGAAGAGCAGUGAUUUGCCAGAGGGUGAUGAGGGCGCGUACAAGAAGUUGAGGGAGUUGAGGAGUGAGCAGCGAUAUGCUGGUAUUCGGGAGAAGAGAGCUAAGCUGAAGGCUGAUGCUGAGGAGUCUAAGAAGAAAUAA